AAGUAUGAUAGUAUCAUCAGUUACUGUACGGGUCAAAUAGUUGAGGAAAAUGGUAACUUCGACCGAAAAAGAUACAUUUGUAUAUCUAUCCAGUGGCUAUUCGUUUCCGAUCUUGCCACCGAGUCCAGUAACUAAAAACAAUCCAUCCGACGACCUCACUUGUGUCAGUCAACCCAUCAAUAUGAUUGCCUCUUGGCCAGUGAAAAAACAGAUGUUCCUUAUGCUGAGCAUGACAGGUUUGAAGCCGGUCGGCUGUUUGCGUCACUGGAGAGUGUUGGCCAUCUGCAGGAGGAUGAAGGAGAUUUGUGACGAAGAGGUCUCGCCUGAAGAAGUGUGGAAAUUUAUUCACUUCCUCUACGACGUGAACAAAGUCGAGGCGCAUAUCACGGAUAACUUGCCUUUCAAGCCACGUGAUGUUGUCGAUUUCUCGUUGCCUGAAACUUCCGAAUUUACUCAAUUGCUUUACGAAAAAGUGUCUUCGCUAAAGAAGGAAACAUCAAAAUCAAGCAAAUCAGAGACGGUUGAUGUGCAAGAACCAGAUAAAAACGGAGCUACUAGAAGUCGGUCGGGCUCUGUGAGAUCAAAGGAAGAUGCUUUUGUUGUGGAACAAGUAGUGGGAAGUUCUUCGGGUUCCAAAAGGUCACAUGAUUCCUUGUCAUCAAGUUCGUCUCGCAAUUCUGAUCGCACAGAGUCACCGAGGAUCAAGUUGCGCAAACGAUGAGUCCUUUCUUUUGGGUAUUCAGUUGGGCCAUGAAGGUCAAUGUCAUUAGAGAAUCUAUGAGAUCAAGACAAUGUCAGAAUAUCAGAACUAGAAGAGAGCGUUUGCAAAUGAGAUUGCAAUUGAAUCGCAAGUUAAGUGCUGAUAAAUUUAUUCAAAAUUACAGAGACUAAGUUUGGUUUUAAAUUGUAUCUUGUUGUUUGUUAUUGCUUAUUUGAUAAAAUCAGAAAAUCAAAAAUAUUCACAA
Molecule: messenger RNA, 965 nt
Organism: Symsagittifera roscoffensis
Lineage: Eukaryota; Metazoa; Xenacoelomorpha; Acoela; Convolutidae
Exons: 3
Coding region: 50-721 (223 amino acids)
Biological process (GO): regulation of transcription by RNA polymerase II
Cellular component (GO): nucleus; NuA4 histone acetyltransferase complex
Source: RefSeq, a predicted model, not a curated record